Daphnia magna is the source of this 1641-nucleotide messenger RNA. RefSeq lists its product as uncharacterized. NCBI's taxonomy places the organism in Eukaryota, Metazoa, Arthropoda, Branchiopoda, Diplostraca, Daphniidae. The record is from RefSeq and is a predicted model, not a curated record. The transcript is spliced from 4 exons. The coding region runs from base 1 to 1641 and encodes 546 amino acids.
AUGGAUGAAAUGGAAGCCGGUAAGGAGGUCAAAGAGUUUUUGCCCGCCCAGCCGAGGCCAAUGGAAGAAAUUUCCAGCCAGGAGCUCACCCAUACCUCCAAAAGCAAAAAGGAAAAACGUAAAAUCGUGAAAGAAGAAUUGAAACGGCCAACAGACUUUGAUCUAUCCAUUUUCUGGAUGCUGGAACACUUUGCCAUCUUAGAUGAUUGUGAUGCAGUGGAGCCAGACGACACUCUCAGCUCCUUUGGCGACAAAAUCACCCGUCAAGACGAUGGGCGAUGCACUGCACCCCAAUCCCGAAGACUGGAGAGUCUUUUAAAAAGACUUAAAAGAACACCAGAGCUUCUAUCGGCCUAUCAUAAGGAAAUCGACCAGCUACGAGUCCAAAACUUCGUGGAGGAGGCAGACUUAAACUACGAAGGACUCCCAACCAAUCUGCUACACCAUCCUGUUAUUCGACGGGACAAAACAACUAAAAAAAUUCGACCGGUAGUCGAUGGGGCGGCAAAAUCGAAGUAUGGCCCAAGCCUAAACGAUGUCUUGGAAACCGGCCCGAAUCUUAAUCCCGAUCUGCUAGCCGUUUUAAUGCGUUUCCGUUUAAAUAGAAUCGCAUGGAUAGCAGAUAUUGAAAAAGCCAUUCUAAACAUCGCCCUGUAUCCUGAAGACGGCGAAGCUGUCAGAUUUCUGUGGGUCAUGACUCCAGAAAAGCCAAGCUCGCUUCUAGUGGCAUACAAGUGGAAAUGGGUCCCAUUUGGGCUCAGCUCCAGCCCAUUUUUGCUGCGAGUUACCCUAAACAAGCACCUAGACGGUAUGGACCCAAUCUACUCCACCACAGUAAGACGGCUCAAGGAGCAAAUUUAUGUUGACGACUACCUUGGAGGCGCCGGCAACAUCUCUCCAGCUAAAACCAGGAUACAGGAGACAAAAUCCAUCUUCCAGGAGGCAAAACUCAACAUGCGGAAUUGGGUUACCAAUGACCAAACAAAACUGGAAGAAGGUCAGCCUAAGGUCCUAGGGAUUCAAUGGGAUACCGAAUCCACCACCUUCCAAUUCGAUCCUGCAUCUAUCAUCGAAGCUGCGACAGAAUUGGGACACCUAGUGACCAAAAGAAAUAUUUUAAGAAUAUCAGCAAAAGUAUUCAAUCCCAUCGGGUUUCUAGUACCCACAACGCUCCUGCUGAAAAUAAUCUACCAUAAACUUUGGGAAGCCGAAAUGGACUGGGAUGUGAAAGCGCCUCCUGAAAUACGGAAAACAUGGAUAGCAGCCAUGACUGGGUUGAACGAGUUCGCCAACUUAAAAAUCCCACGUUGGAUAGGCUACUCGAAUAGAGUCAUGCAAACUGCAGAAAUUCAUGUGUUCGGCGACGCAUCCGAGGCCGCUAACGGAGCCGUUGCCUACGCAAGACUCCAAACCAAAAACGGCGAUGCAGUCAUCCAUUUUCUUGCUAGCAAGACCAAAGUGGCGUGUCUCCCAAAGAAAAAGUGGCACUUGGCUGGAUCCGAGGAGAAACCAACAGGUGGAAACCAUUCGUCAGGAACCAAUUCGAAGCAAUUAAGAAACUACCUGGUUCAAAUUGGUGGCGGGACUGUCCAGGCGUCCAAAAUACUGCGUAUCUCGUCCCGCGGGGAGUGCCAGCACUAA